UGUAUAAAUUCGCCUUCUCUGAGUAGUGGAACAGACUAAAAGCGUUGUGAAUUGAUUUCUUGCAGGAAAAAGUUGAGGAUUAUUUCAAUAAAACCAGGCAAACAAUCGCGGAAAAGGCAUUAAUUGCCUUCAAUUAUGAUGCAGUCCACGAAAAGCGAAACCGCCUUGCAGGAAAGCUCAACGGAAUAUGUUGAUUUAUCUGACUACUGUAGGCUGUGUCUGCAAGUGCCAGAGGAGUCUCAAUUACUUGAUCUACAACUUAUCUACGAUGAAGAAGAGAAUCUUAGCUACUAUGAUUGCUUCACCGUUUGUACGCAAAUAGAUUUGCACGCUGGUGGUGUUAACGCGCCACAUCAGCUGUGCAAGUCAUGUGGCUUGGAGUUGCAGGUGGCAUAUGAUUUUCACAAAAAAGUGGAGGAGUCUAAGAAGUUCUUAAUGCAGUUGAAUAAAACGGAACAACUAGAUGAAGAAUUCCUUUCGACGUCUCCGCCAAUUGCAAAAGAAAGCUAUGAAAAUAGUAACGUUACGACGCCUACGCAAAUUGAAAGUAACAUACAAACAGUGACCGAAGACGUGGUCGAGCAGGCUGAAGACAAAACAAAUGAUCCACAACUCAUACUAGCGCUACAUGUUAACGAUGCUGCAAAUGAAAACGAAAUAGCUAAUAGUCAAGAGAUUAUUGCUGGCCACUUGGCGACGCCUAUAGAAUAUGAAGCGUUGGAAGAACAUAUGGAAAUGGAAGAUUAUCAAUCGGUCGACGAGCUGGUCGAUGAAGUACAAAUGGAGUACCUUUUAGUUGAAGAGCUCGAUUCGGUGUCUGCUGAAAGCAUACUACCCCACUCUGUCCUUUACAGCAACGAUAAUACAAAUAGUAACUCUCUGGCCGGUUCAACUUCCAAAUCAGAAGGACUGUCUAUUCACUCAGAUGCAACACCGCUCAGCGAUUAUACUACUGGUGAGAGCAAAAAGGACAAUGAGUUGAGCGAAUAUACACAAAGUCAAAUUGAAGAACAAAACAGCCCACCCUCAUCGCGCGCCUGUACGCCUGAUCUACCAAUAAAAAUAAUUCAUCCACAUCGUGCUGGCCGCAUCGCCUGCGAUUUUUGCCAGAAAUCGUUUACCAGCCGUAGCAAAAUGCUUUCCCACCGACGCAUGCACGAGCCGGAUCGACCGCGCUUCAAUUGUACCUUUGAGGGCUGCGAUCGUUCUUAUUUAUCACGUCAGUCGUGUGAGCUACACUACAAACAGACACAUUGCUCGCGCGAUGACUUCCUACCGUUCAAGUGUCAGCUGUGUAACAAAGCGUUCUCGGUACCACAAACGCUGGAGGUGCAUAUGCGUUAUCAUACGCGUGAAUUUCCCUACGAAUGUCAGCAUUGCCAUCGCAGAUUUGGACAAAAAGGACAUCUGACGACGCACAUGCAUGUUAAACAUAAUAAUUUGAGAUACAUUUGCCCGGAAACGGGUUGUGGCAAAGUAUUCAAAAAUACGAUUUCGCUGCGUAACCAUAGCUUUUCACAUACGGGUAUGCCUUUCCGGUGCGCCUACUGCGAUAGGGGCUAUCCGCAGAAGUCGAGGCUCAAAGUUCACUUGAAACUGAAGCAUGAAAUUGAUAUGCCCGUUGAGGAAUUGGAAUCGAUGCGUAAACUGAAAAAUACUCAUACUCGCAUUCGUCAUGCAGUCGUAAAGGUGGCAAGCACCUCAGAUGUUAUGUCACAAGUUAAGGCGGAUGACUUAGAUGUCGACGACCCCGAAAGUGGUGUAUAUUUUGAGGAUGUUGGGGAAGUUGAGGUGGAUAUGUAACGACUGAUUAUAUUUGUUCGUUUUGACUUAGACGCCAAGGGGAUGAAAAGCAUUCGAAGGAUUGUAGUACGAGUAUAUGGUGCUCAAGAUUAACUAACGCUGCAUUUUUUUGUAUAUAAACGUAUACAUUCAUUAAUAUAUAACACAAAAAGUCUGAAAUGAAUUAUUAGAAGUACAAAGGUAUAAUUAAGUAAAAAGUAUUUGAAAUACUUCUUUGUUGAUGUACAUAUCCGCGUAUCGUCAUUCUGCCAUGCCGCGUAACUGACAUUGGCUGCCAAAAAUUGGAUUUGUUCACUCAAGCUCUUGACUCAAUCUUUAUCCAUUCGCCCUGAAAUAUUCUAGCCAGAAGUGCGAUUGCUUAAUAAAAAAGAGGACCAUUUUGAAAUACGAGUGUUUUUACUCU
Messenger RNA from Rhagoletis zephyria (snowberry fruit fly), 2206 nucleotides. RefSeq names its product zinc finger protein 182. Gene Ontology annotation, molecular function: DNA-binding transcription factor activity, RNA polymerase II-specific; RNA polymerase II cis-regulatory region sequence-specific DNA binding; zinc ion binding. Gene Ontology annotation, cellular component: nucleus. The record is from RefSeq and is a predicted model, not a curated record. NCBI's taxonomy places the organism in Eukaryota, Metazoa, Arthropoda, Insecta, Diptera, Tephritidae. Gene Ontology annotation, biological process: regulation of transcription by RNA polymerase II.